This is a messenger RNA of Astyanax mexicanus (Mexican tetra), 1644 nucleotides long. RefSeq names its product synaptotagmin XV (gene syt15). Gene Ontology annotation, biological process: calcium-ion regulated exocytosis; regulation of calcium ion-dependent exocytosis; regulation of dopamine secretion. Gene Ontology annotation, molecular function: calcium ion binding; phosphatidylserine binding; clathrin binding. The record is from RefSeq and is a predicted model, not a curated record. Lineage: Eukaryota; Metazoa; Chordata; Actinopteri; Characiformes; Acestrorhamphidae.
AAGACCAACCUUAUCUUGUAUUUGUAUCCAGACUGGCCUGAAAUGUGGUUUAAGAACAUGUGCAUUCAUUUGGGCUAGAAUGUGGUGUUGAUUAACCAGACUAAGGGGCUUCGGGAACAUUGGGGUGAUUAAGUGGAGGCUGCAAACUUCUCCACUGAGACAGACGGCUGGGAAGCAAACCUGUGGGAGUAGCAGAAGAAUGGGACAAAUCAAGACAUAUAACCACUAGGAGGUGGCUUUGGCCAUACAUGGCUGAUAACUUGGUAGCUUUGGCCAGCGGUCUGUCUGCUGUGCUUCUGUUUCUUUUGCUAAUUGUUCUGACAGUCUAUCUGUUGUGGAAGAAGAGGCAGGACCAGAGACAAUACCAACAACUGAUCAGCACUAACCCCACUAUUCCUCCAUGCACUACUGUUCUCCAAACUUCACACUCCAGCAGCUAUGGCUUGGCUGAAGUCCCCUUUUUUCUGCCACCAAGCUUCAAGAGAUCAGCCCACGUUGAAGAGAAUAAAGGGAGGGAGGAAGAAGAGCAAUGGGAGCACCAGCCGCAGCUUCACAACCAGCGAGGGUCUCUGACUAUAGGCAGCUGGUUUCCUCUGGGCAGCCUGAGGCCUGACCUGUACCGGCUGCCCGAGGAGCCCAGUGAGUGGGCAGAGCCGGGGGGCUCCAGCAUGCGGCUGCAGUACUGUCAGGAGAAGGAGCAGCUGGUGGUCACUCUGCUCCGAGCUGCUAACCUGCCUGCCCACUGCCAGGCCUGCACCACACUGAUCAAACUGCAGCUCCUGCCAUCUGAAGACCGGCGCCAGCGGCAGGCCAAGGCCCGGGGCAAAGGCUGCCAGCCGCAGUUCAACGACAGCUUUGUGUUUCAGGUGUCUAAUAUCAGUGUGGGCCAGUGUACACUGAGCAUGAGUGUGUACUGUGUGGACCGUCUGAAGAAGCACCACACAGUGGGCCGGGUUCUCUUCCCUCUCAGACUGUCUGAUCUCAGAGAGGCAGCAGGAAAAGUGCUGUGGAGGGACCUGGAGACUGAAAGUGAUUUGGCCCUGUCAAAGCAUGGCGAUAUCCAAGUGUCUUUAAACUACAACCAGUCCCUACAGCGCCUCACUGUGGUCGUUCUUAGAGCUCGAGGACUCCAGUGUUCCAGCAAUGCUGGUGUUUGUGUCCAGGUCUCUCUGCAGAUACACACUCAGGUAGUGAAGACAAAGUGGACUUCAGUAGCCAAAGGCAGUGAGCCCAUCUUUAACGAGAAACUGACCUUUAGGCUUCAUCCUCGGCAGCUAGAUACAACCUGUCUGAGCCUGGAGGUCCAGCAGCCUGCCACAGAGGAGCCCUCUGAAUGCCAACCAACUCCCAGAACCACAGCACCAAUGUCACUGGGGGUAGUGGUCAUUGGGCCAUUCAUGUAUGCCAGAGGCAGGGAGCUGGAACACUGGACCGAAAUGGUGAGCAAGUCACAUGAGCUGGUGAAGCAGUGGCACGGCCUGGGAGCAGCUAAUGCCAUUCACAGUCCAACCUGAACCACACAGUUCACGCACACAAUGACCACAGUAUCUUUAUUCACAAAUCUACUAUUUCUAAAAGAGGACAAUGCUUCCUAUUCUUCAUUAUCUGCACAAGAUACACUUUACACGUUUUAUAUAAGGCAGU